AAUUGACUGCAACCUGUCCCCUUAUUAUAAUAAUUACGGCUAGUCACUACUCACUACUCAUGCUGCUGCAAACAGAAUUUUGCUUUAUGUUAAAGAUACUCCACUUAGUGACACACAGACGCACUCAUCCAUUUAACUAAAUUCUGCUUCUACUUAAUCAACUUAUAUCCGUAAAUAUGAUUAUAUAUGAUAUCUGCAUUUGUCUCUUGAAAGCUUAAAAUUAAUUGAGAAACUAAUCAACGAAGCUCCAGUCCAUUCAUCUUUCUUUCUGCCAUCUCACAUGAUCGAAGUUCUUUACUAUCUCCUUGCCCAGAGGACGCAUAUGCUUAGCCUGGCAAGUUCAGCACUAUAUGCACAGCGAGAAACACAAACAGGUGUUGUACUAAUCAAACUAAUAGGAAUUCGUGUUGGGUCUGAUCUCAAUUUGGAGUGAACCUCUCCCUAUUAAUGCUGUUGCAUUCCAGAGGCUAGAACAAGGGACUUCUUGUUAAGAAAUAACAGUUUCCUUACCAGCUGAUCCGACAUGGAACAACAGGAAUACAGGAGUAUAUAUUGUUAUGUAAGCUCAAAGCCCAGAAAAGUGAGGGACUCUGUGUUUAUUUGGAGUAGUAUAUUGAUGAGGGUUCUGUUUUGCAAAAUUCAAUGCCCAUUCAUAUGUUUCUGCAAACCUUCGUCCCAUAUAUACACACCUGGGCCUCUCAGAUUGGAAAAUACUCCACCAACACCAGUACAAACACAGACACUUCGUAUUUCUGAAGAUGAUGCAGAAGCAGAAGCAGCAGCAGGGGACAAGGACAACAGACCCCAUAAGCAGAGAGUAAUUGUCCAUGAAACUGAUGAUGGCUAUCUCAUUGCCAACCACCACCAAAAUUCUGGCAGUCUUCAGAGCUGCCUCAGAAAGUCACCCCUGAAGUCAGAGCCUGGAACUGCAAGUGCCCAAAAGAAGAAAGUUCAAUGGCUGGAUUUCUUUGGCAAGGAGCUUGCUCAGAUCAGAGAAUUUAAGUCCAGUGAAGCAGAAGAUAUGGAUUAUGAAGGUGUAAAGGGAAGAGGCUGUAUCUGUAGUAUAUUAUGAGAAGCACUUUUGGCAAAUUCCUUGAGCAUACCACACAAAAGAAGCACUUUUGGCAAAGGAAGUAUCUCUUCUAAAGAGGAAUAUAUGUAGGAGGAUUUUCUUUUUUCUUUUUGAAGAAGGGGCAGGGAGGAAAAUAACUUUUGUAUAUGGAACAUGUUUGAUCAAACAGUGCAAGCCUAAUAGCUGCAUUGAAAAGUAUUGCUUUAAAUGGUUGUUCUACUUCUUGUUAAAUAUUCCAAAGAGAGAUUUAAUGGCA
Beta vulgaris subsp. vulgaris (sugar beet) is the source of this 1328-nucleotide messenger RNA. RefSeq lists its product as uncharacterized. The transcript is spliced from 3 exons. Lineage: Eukaryota; Viridiplantae; Streptophyta; Magnoliopsida; Caryophyllales; Amaranthaceae. The coding region runs from base 524 to 1072 and encodes 182 amino acids. The record is from RefSeq and is a predicted model, not a curated record.